CUCCUGUACUAUGUCCGCAGUCUCUGGUCAUCCCCUGUACUGUGUCCGCAGUCUCUGGUCAUCUCCUGUAUUGUGUCCGCAGUCUCCGGUCAUCUCCUGUACUGUGUCCGCAGUCUCUGGUCAUCUCCUGUACUGUGUCCGCAGUCUCUGGUCAUCUCCUGUACUAUGUCCGCAGUCUCUGGUCAUCUCAUGUACCUAUGUCUGCAGUCCAUUAGUUCAGAAUUUUUUUUUUUUUUCCUGUUUUUCUGCCUCUAAAACCUAUGUGUGUCUUAUGGUCAGGUGCGUCUUAUGGAGCGAAAAAAUACGG
Molecule: messenger RNA, 307 nt
Organism: Staurois parvus
Lineage: Eukaryota; Metazoa; Chordata; Amphibia; Anura; Ranidae
Source: the annotation of a GenBank genome assembly